AAUGGGAAUAAUUCAACUUCACUCAUCUCCAAUUUCAUCGUCAUCUUCUCAGCCUACUUUUCAGUCUUAUAGUUACUCUCUCUCAUCUUAACCAUUUUAACAACAUCCCCAUGACAGUCAAGGGUGGUUCUCGCCCCGCUUGCGCCGCCUGUCGCUUCCAACGCCGCCGCUGCUCCGCCGACUGUCCUCUAGCCCCAUUCUUUCCGGCCAACCAACCCAAACUCUUCCAAAACGUCCACAGUCUUUACGGUGUCGGUCACAUCUUAAAGAUUCUAUCUCAACUAGAAGAUGAUGAACAAAAAGAAGAAGCCAUGAAAUCCAUUCAAUAUGAGUCAAACAUACGUCAGAUUCAUAAGGUGCAUGGGUGUUAUGGGUUGAUUGUUCACUUGCAGCAAAAGAUGGUGGAGUCGGUUCAAGAACUGCGGCAUCUUCGCCUUUUGAUCGAUGCAUAUCGAAGAAAGAAUGUUAAUGUGGUGCAAAGUGAUGUUGCUGGAUCAAGUGAUUGGGUUAGUGGGAUGAUUAAUGGAGGGGGUGAUUUAGGGUUUUAUUAUAAUGUGGGUGAUCAUAAUGUUGGGUAUGAGAAUUGGGAUGAUCAAACGAAAACCGCUAUCGAUGAGUUUCAACAGUUUUGUAGCGUUGGUGAUGAUCAAGAGAGUUCAGGUUAUAAAGAAACUAUGGCGGGUUCGAGUUCGUUUGUUGAUGAUCAACAGGCUUUUUUGGGAUCUAAAGAACCUUAUGAUAUGAAUAUGGAAUCAUUGUUGAAGGAUACACCAUAUGUCAAUGAGCCUGGAGAGUUAAAACCUGAAAGAUGAUGAAAAAAUGUUUCGGGCUUAGGGUUGUCGAUUAUUCGAUUCAUAGCAGUGUUUGAUUUCUUGUGAUUAAACGAAAAUAGCGUGUGCACGAUCAAGAUCUCCUCGAUCGGCGAGUUAAGCAACGAGUUUCGUGUUUGGUUUAUAUUGAUUGUUGUUUAAGUAGCAAAACCCUAGUUUUUGUGAUUUUGAUAGUUGGUUGUGUUUAUGAUUGUACUUUACGUUUAUUGUGGUUUUAUGGUGUAAUAGAUAGAUGUGGUUACAUGGUUCAUUAAUUUAGGGUUUAUGUGGUUGAGUAAACUGAUCAAACAAAUGAACAAUACAAUUCAGUUGA
Messenger RNA from Helianthus annuus (common sunflower), 1143 nucleotides. RefSeq names its product LOB domain-containing protein 27. The coding region runs from base 111 to 812 and encodes 233 amino acids. The record is from RefSeq and is a predicted model, not a curated record. The transcript is spliced from 2 exons. NCBI's taxonomy places the organism in Eukaryota, Viridiplantae, Streptophyta, Magnoliopsida, Asterales, Asteraceae.